UGGCAGCUGCGUGUGUGGAGUGCAGUCACGUGGAGCCCGUAGAGUCCACCUCGGCUCCGUCCAAACAGAACGUGAGCUGUUAGCUGUCCGUGUAUAGGAGCGCCGCUCGGUGCUAAGCUGAUUCAUGUUGUUUUUUUAGCCACCCGUCCGUUUAAACUAGCCUAUUUAAUCGAAGAAUGAGUGAUAACGAUGACAUCGAAGUCGAUAGUGACGAAGAAUCACCGAGAUAUCACUCUGUGGCAGACAAACGGGCACACCACAAUGCGCUGGAGCGCAAGCGUAGGGACCACAUCAAAGACAGCUUUCACAGCCUCCGGGACUCGGUACCCUCCCUGCAGGGAGAAAAGGUUGGUAACACUCAGCCUCAGUCUACCAAACAGGCGUCUCGAGCUCAAAUCCUAGACAAAGCCACAGAGUACAUUCAGUACAUGAGGCGGAAAAACCACACACACCAGCAGGACAUCGACGACCUGAAGAGGCAGAACGCACUGCUUGAGCAACAAGUCCGCGCUCUGGAGAAAGUGAAGGGCUCAGCUCAGCUCCAGGCCAACUAUUCCUCGUCUGACAGCAGCCUGUACACCAACCCCAAAGGCAGCGCCGUGUCGGCUUUCGACGGCGGCUCCGACUCCAGCUCGGAGUCGGAGGCAGAAGAGCCACCCACCAGGAAGAAGGUGCGCGUGGAGGCCAGCUAGAGAGCCGAGCGUCUUAAAACGAAAAAAUAAAAAAAGGAAAAAAAAUAGGUGCGGUCGAGGCAGCAGAGCACAGCGGAGGGCGAGAGGGGAGACGGCCUUCAAAGCUCUCGAGGCUCACCGACCUCUCCUACCUUCAUGCCAACGACCACCUCGGCCUCCCUCGUCAUCCUCUCUCCUCCAUCUCUGGAUGGGCUCGCACUGGAGACUCGUCGCCAUCAAAUCUCCUCACAACAGCCGCCACAAUCGUCUCUCUCCAGCCAGUCUCCACCCACGGGAGAGAGGUUGUAAGCAGGGUGAAAGACAACUGCUUCAAUCCACCUAGAGAGCUUCAGGUUCCCCUCCUCCUCCACCCCUCUUUCUCUGUUGAUUUUUGUUCUCCAUCAUUGGUAUCCUCCCCUUCUUUAGCAACAUCAAUCCAAAUCCUAAAAAGAGGCAGCUUGGCUAUGUAAGGACUCGAGGCUCUUUUGUGUGUGUGUGUGUACCCUCAGUAAAGCUCCUCCUCCUCCCCCAAGUUAUCUUUUUUUCCUUUGGGAGGAAGGAUGAGCCAGGUGUACUCUUUCAAGCACUGCUAUGUUAUGUAUUUUUUUUGUUUUUUUUGUUUAGAAUUUACACACACACCUAGA
Messenger RNA from Pundamilia nyererei, 1315 nucleotides. RefSeq names its product myc associated factor X (gene max). The transcript has 5 exons. Gene Ontology annotation, molecular function: DNA-binding transcription factor activity; protein dimerization activity. Gene Ontology annotation, biological process: positive regulation of transcription by RNA polymerase II. The record is from RefSeq and is a predicted model, not a curated record. Gene Ontology annotation, cellular component: RNA polymerase II transcription regulator complex. Lineage: Eukaryota; Metazoa; Chordata; Actinopteri; Cichliformes; Cichlidae. Bases 177 to 692 code for a protein of 171 amino acids.